This is a messenger RNA of Trematosphaeria pertusa, 2418 nucleotides long. RefSeq lists its product as uncharacterized. The record is from RefSeq and is a predicted model, not a curated record. NCBI's taxonomy places the organism in Eukaryota, Fungi, Ascomycota, Dothideomycetes, Pleosporales, Trematosphaeriaceae. Bases 1 to 2418 code for a protein of 805 amino acids. The transcript has 4 exons.
AUGCUUAAUGGUACCUCUACCGUAAAAAAUGACACCGCAUCAUUCUGCAAUGCGCAGAAAAUUUCCUGGUCACUUGUGUCCGUGGACUACUCAUCAAGUCAUCCUUUCAUCAGCACGUAUACGGAGACGUCCAACUACACGAAGACGCUCUGGGCUUCGACAAACUACAACUGCACACGAAUGUGCGGGACGAUCUGCUAUGCUGGUCCGACCACGGUUACAAGCUCUACGACGUCCAUUUACUCCUUGUAUACGGGAACGUACACAGCAGGGCUCAAGUAUCCUACUCCUUCGCCGAAUUGCAGCAUCGGCUUCAGCGACUGUUUGAGUCUGAGGACUAGCUAUACGUCCGCAUUUAGUUCGUACUGGUAUUCUAUACCCGCCUCGCUGCGAGAACUUACUACUAUGCCCGUUAACCCGUCGUGCUCGGCAUGUGUAUCUACUGGAUGCACGUUUGCGCAUGCGGGGAUGAGCUUGUACUAUUGGCCCUCCACGGCAAAUGUUAGUCGCGAUUACUGCGCGUGGGAUCCAAUCGGCGGUCCAGUGACGACGGAUCUUUUUAACUUAAAUACGACAUAUACGCCGGUCACGACAGGGCCAUAUGCAGUCGUAGAUGGCAUCACCCUGUUCUCGGGGAAUGUCUAUCUAUCUCUAAUGGAACCCUUCGUGACAGACAACUGCGGACACCAGAUCACGAGACGAAACCCCGGCCCCAACAUUCUGACGAUCGCUUCCUCGGAUCUAUAUAGUAUCCGGAAAUACCCGCACAAUGUCAUUCCAUGGUCCGUCAACUACGAUGACUUCAACGAUCCUGUGCCUUGGAGUGCGUACGUUGGCGACCGGUAUUGCGCGAAUAAUCGACCACUGUGCUCCGUCGUCUUCCCCCAUGAUUACCAUCCUGUCAUGCGCAUGCCACCUCAGAUUACCGAUCUUGAUCCCAACUGGAAAACGUGCGUUUGGACUAGCUAUGGCAUCUUUGACCCGCCGAUCGCGCUGCAUAGCGUUGGGAAUAUAUUCCAAAGCUCGAGUGCUGCGCCUCCUAAGCCUACGCCGACAGACCCAGAGCCGGUUGUUUCGCCUACACCUGCGAAGCCGGGGCAAUCGGGAGGCGAUGGAAUCCCAGUAGUCACGCCGCCGCCAACUUCGCCUACGGACCCAAAUGGCCCUCAAGAUCCGCAAGACCCUCCUAAUAACAACAACCCUCAGGAUCCUCCUGUGAACAACAACCCCAAUCCUACUCCUGGACAGAAUCCUACACCAAACAAUCCUGGCCCUACUAAUCCAGCGAACAAUCCAGGAAACCCAUCGCCACCCGUCAUCACAGUCGGACCUACCGUUAUUCCCGUAGACCCAACAGGCGGAGUUAUCAUCAACCCAGGAACCACACUGACCCGCGGUGGCGCUCCUAUAGUUAUUUCUUCUACCACGUUCAGCAUCGGCGAUGCGGGCCUUACUAUCAUAUCGCCCAGCACAAGCACCAAGAUCCCCUUCGGCAAUGGCCCCGUCACCGUACCCCUCGGACCCGGCAAUGCCCCCGUAACACUGGAUCCUGCUGGCAGUCUGGUACUUGGAGGAACAACGCUUCGCCCUGGUGCGCCAGCAGUCACCGUGGACGGGACGAGAAUGAGUGUUGGCAGCUCAGGCGUCGUCCUCGUCGGUCCGUCUGGAGCUACAUCAACUAUCCCCAUCCCAGCGGGUGACCCUUCUGCGCCACAGAUCAUCACCAUCGGCUCGUCGACCUUCACUCUCGCUAACGGUAAUGUGAUGCUAGCCCCUGGAAUAACGAUUGGCUUUGGCGAUCCCGCUGUUACCAUGUCGGGCACGACGUUUAGUAUUGGACCAUCCGGUCUCGUCGUGGGCUUUCUCGGGAGCAGCUCGACGGUGCCGAUUCCAAUGGCGACGCAGGUUGUUACUGUUGGAUCGCAGACCUACACCAUGUACAACGGUGAACUAGUCCUCGCGCCUGGGACUACAAUCGGUUUUGGAGAUCCUCCGGUCACCGUAUCCGGAACUACUUAUUCAAUUGGUCCGUCGGGCCUUGUCGUCAUCGGCCCAUCUGGUACUUCCACCAUACCAGUCCUGCUGUCGAUGCAAGUCAUCACUGUUGGGGGUCACACGUAUACAAUGUAUGAUGGCGAAUUAGUGCUUGGACCGGGAACGACGCUCGGGCCGGGCGAUCCAGCUGUUACUGUCGAUGGGACUACGUUCAGUGUAGGACCUACGGGAGUUGUAGUGUUGAGUAGUGGUGGUGGCACGACAAUGCCUGUUACAGCCACCGGCACGGGCGAUGGGAGCUUGAAUGUGAGCCCAACGAGCCCGUAUGGGGCCGCAGUCACCGGUACAGGUGCCAAGUCGAAGUGGGAGUGGUGGUGGGGUGGGAUGGGUUUUGUGGUUGGGGUGCUGGAAGUAGUGUUGUGA